Ictalurus punctatus (channel catfish) is the source of this 2650-nucleotide messenger RNA. RefSeq names its product inositol polyphosphate-5-phosphatase Kb (gene inpp5kb). The record is from RefSeq and is a predicted model, not a curated record. Gene Ontology annotation, biological process: negative regulation of peptidyl-serine phosphorylation; negative regulation of insulin receptor signaling pathway; phosphatidylinositol dephosphorylation. NCBI's taxonomy places the organism in Eukaryota, Metazoa, Chordata, Actinopteri, Siluriformes, Ictaluridae. Gene Ontology annotation, cellular component: endoplasmic reticulum; ruffle; cytoplasm. Gene Ontology annotation, molecular function: inositol bisphosphate phosphatase activity; phosphatidylinositol-3,4,5-trisphosphate 5-phosphatase activity; phosphatidylinositol-4,5-bisphosphate 5-phosphatase activity.
AUGGCGAUGGUGUUGGAAGGACCUCAGCUUGAUGAAGCCAUCGAAGAGGUGUCCCGUACCCUGCUCCAAGCCUUCCAGCUCUGUGGUAGAUAUAGCAGGGAGUUUUCCAGACCACAUAUAGUGACAUGGACCGUUGGCACAGCAGAUCCUCCAGUUGAUGUGAGGUUACUCUUACAGCUUGACUUUGAGAUUGAUCUUUAUGUAAUAUGUCUGCAGGAAGUGAGAGCCACUCCAGUGAAGUAUGUGUUUGAUCUGAUAGCAGAAGACUCAUGGAGCCACCUCUUCAUGGAUACUCUUGCACCAUAUUACUUUGUCAAGGAGACUUCUGUGAGGAUGCAGGGUUUUCUCCUCCUCCUGUUUGCUAAACAGGCCCAUCUUCCUUUUAUCCGUGACAUCCAGACCACAUACACCCACACCGGAUUCUUUGGAUAUUGGGGGAAUAAAGGUGGCAUGUCUGUGCGGUUCUCCUUCUAUGGUCACAUCCUGUGUUUCCUAAAUUGCCACCUUGCAGCACACCUGAAUUAUGCUAUGUAGCGUGUGCAUAAGUUUGAGUACUACAUCCUAAGCUCACAAGAUUUCGACUUUGACAAUACACAACAUGUGCUCGACCACAAGGUGGUAUUUUUGUUUGGUGAUCUCAACUUCCUCAUUACAGAUCAUGGUCUGCACUUCCUGCGCUCCUCCAUCGACAGUGGUCACUUCAACCUGCUGUGGAAUAAAGACCAACUGAUGAUGAUGAAAAAGAAGGAGUCACUUCUGCAGGAGUUUGAAGAAGGACUGGUAGAGUUCAAACCAACAUACAAAUUUACCCGAUUCUCUGAGGCCUAUGACAAGAGCCUGGAGGAGACAUGGUUUGGUUUUACUAGAAAGAAAUGGAGGCCUGCCUGGACCGAUCGGAUCCUGUGGAGGAUACAGCCUAAACGCUCACAAGAUGAGAAAGAGAGUGGCUCAACAACAUCAUCAGCAGACAAAAAAGAAUUUUCUUUGAAGGUGGUACAGCACAAGUACACAUGCGACACAUCAUAUGGUGUUAGUGACCAUAAACCUGUCAUUGGCACUUUUAACCUGGAGAUGCAGAAGAAGGUGGAGAAGACUUUAGUAUGUGUGAGCAGUGAGGCCCACUGGAGCUCUGAUGAGGAUGCAGUCCUGACCUACAGCAUCCAGGAUAAUUUUGCUGUCUGCACCUCAGACUGGAUCGGCCUCUACAAGACUAACUUCAAGAGUCCCUCUGAUUACAUCACCUUUGUGGGGGUCAACGAGGAUAAGAUUGCAGAAAUCAAUGAAAUUGUCCAGUUGAGAAUGAAUAAAGAUGACCUCCCCUUGCUGGCAGGGGAUUACAUUCUGGGUUACUUCAGCAGGAACAUGCAGUCCCUGUUGGUCUUGAGCCCUACUUUUCAGAUAAUGGAGUCUAGGUUCGCUCUACUAGAAGACUUGGUGCCUGAGAAUAUUAAUUAACUGCAGCCACAGUAACUUCAUCCACAGAAAAUAACUGAAUGUUUAAUUGUCAAAAAUCUCAGACUAAACUGUACUGUGUAAACUGUUACUGUACUGUACUUGAUUUGAGCAUGGGAGCUGGUUACACCACUACUCCUUCUUCUCCCGUAUGGUGCCUUCUUCAUUGAGCACACAAUCCAUCCCCUGUGCACAAACACUCUUUAAUAAGUCAAAUAACAAUCAAUGACAUUUGGGCAAAUUUUCAUUCAAUGGGCACAGAUUGGAAAGCGUGUGUAUAAAUAAAAACAUGGUGAAAGCUCACUGACCAAAGGUGAGAUUGAAUGAAUAAUAUAGUAAGUGUUGAUGGUUAGCCAGUAGUGUGUAGAUAUUUACACACAAUAUAAUCUACAGUAGCUGAACUUAAUGUUCUAAUUAAAAGGAGAUUCAGCUGUGCUGACAUCCUCUAUUUUUGCACAAAUCAUAGCAAGGGGGAAUCUGAGCAGAUGUGUCAUGUACAAUUGCCAGCAAAUGAGGAAAUUAGGAAAACCAAAAUAUUACUAAUUGAAAAAAAGUACAGUCUACAUCACUUGAUUGCUCAAGCAUAAUUUUUUUUUUGCCCAAUUAGGCAUCUGCUUAGUUCAUACUGUAUCAAGAUUAUUUGGCAUUAUUUUUUCAUUUUUUAUUAAAUUGAUUUUAGAAUUUUUCAUUUUUUAUGAAAUUAAAAACACAUUAGAAUGUGGGACUAAUACGUUAAAAAAGGCUGUUCUGGUAAUACAAACCGCAUGGGCCUGCAUUGCCUAUUCAUCUGAAUAUGAGACUGAAGAUGGUAAAGCAGUUUAAUUUUAUAGAAUGCUACCAUUUCUUUUAUAGGAAAUGGAUUGAAAUACAGUGCAUAAGAGAACUGGCUCCUGGUAUAAACAAUGCUGAAGUACUUUAUAGUGGUAGCAGAGUGUUAUUAUAAUCAAUCAAGAUGUAGCAAAAUAGUUAGGUACUGUAGAUGACAUUCGACUUGCAAAGUCAUGUGCAAAGUGCAAUGCGAAUAAGAUUCUCAUGCACAGAUGAUCAAAUUUUGAGUAAAAAAAAUUAAAAGACAUUUUGCAACACUGUGCACUUUACAUGUGUGGCCAUUAACCGAAUGUGAUGUAUAGGCUAACAUACAGUGAUCUCAUUCUUAGUGGGUGAAUCAUCCAGCAUCAGAGAAAGCUCCUCAUAACAU